Messenger RNA from Linum trigynum, 3087 nucleotides. The record is from the annotation of a GenBank genome assembly. NCBI's taxonomy places the organism in Eukaryota, Viridiplantae, Streptophyta, Magnoliopsida, Malpighiales, Linaceae.
AGUCCACGUCAUUGUCAAUCACCUCAAAUCCAGUUUCUUUCUCUCCGCCUCCGCCUCCGCUCACUCUCAUCUCAUCCUCGGCAAUAGUUUGACCGGCCGCCCAGUACUCCCAAUUCUCUACCUGCUCAGUUCAGCCGAUGUUCGUCUUCUUCUUUUGAACUCUCCAUAAUUUCAAAAUCCCAAUCAACAAUCCAGCAAAUGAGAUUCUCUCGUUUGGUCCGCAGCGUGAUCGCCAACGCUCCCACCUACCUCUCUCCAAAAUCGAACCCCCGCUUCUUCGCCGCCGCCGCCGCCCCCUCCGACAACUCCUACCAUGUCAGCUCCGGUGGAUUCAUGCGUGGAGCCGUCUUCUGGGAUCCUUCGAGACCGCUUACCAUUGAAGAGUUCCAUAUGCCCCGCCCCAAAGCCGGCGAACUCCUCAUCAAGACCAAAGGCUGUGGAGUUUGCCACUCUGAUCUCCAUGUAUUGAAGGGUGAGCUCGCAUUUCCAAGCCCGUGUGCGAUUGGCCACGAGAUCACCGGCGAAGUGGUCGAGCACGGCCCCAUAACCGACUCCAAGAUUUCCCACAGGUUUCCUGUCGGAUCUCAUGUCAUUGGAGCCUUCAUCAUGCCCUGCGGCAACUGCUUCUACUGUUCAAAGGGCCACGAUGAUUUAUGCGAGGACUUCUUUGCGUAUAACCGUGCUAAAGGAACUCUCUAUGACGGUGAAACUCGCCUUUUCCUCCGUAACGGUGGGAAGCCAAUAUUCAUGUACAGCAUGGGAGGUCUUGCUGAAUACUGUGUGGUACCAGCUAAUGCAUUGACGAAUUUACCAGAUACAUUGCCUUAUACAGAGUCUGCCAUCUUAGGAUGUGCUGUGUUUACUGCUUACGGUGCUAUGGCGCAUGCUGCUGAGGUUCGUCCAGGGGAUUCGGUUGCUGUUAUUGGAGUUGGAGGUGUUGGCUCAAGUUGUUUGCAGAUAGCAAGGGCAUUUGGGGCCUCUGAUAUCAUUGCUGUUGACGUUCAGGAUGAUAAGUUGGAGAAGGCUAAGGUUUUUGGUGCCACACAUACUGUGAAUGCAAUGAAGGAGGACCCGGUUGAAAAGAUCAGGGAAAUAACUGGAGGAAGAGGUGUGGAUGUUGCAGUGGAAGCAUUGGGCAAACCGCUCACUUUUUCACAGUGCACCAGAAGUGUAAGAGAUGGAGGGAAAGCUGUGAUGAUUGGGCUUGCAAAAGCUGGCUCAGUGGGGGAGAUGGACAUCAAUCAUCUAGUUCGUCGAAAGAUCCAAGUGAUUGGUUCAUAUGGAGGAAGGGCAAGGCAAGAUCUUCCAAAGCUGGUAAGGCUUGCGGAGUCGGGCAUAUUCAACCUCACUGAUGCGGUUACCCGGAAGUACAACUUUGAGGAGGCAGGCACAGCAUUUCAAGAUCUUAACGAGGGGAAGAUUCUUAGUCGAGCGGUUGUUGAGAUCAUGUAGAGUCUGGUGCGUCAUGUUCGUUUGCCUUGCCAGAUUGAUUUUCUUCUGGGACACUUCUACUGGUUCUUUGUUCUUCCAGACAAGGACAAUGGCUAUUUGCCUAUUUAUAGUAUGUAAGGUUUCUGUUGUACCGUAAGUCGAUAUCGGCCUGAUAAGAAAAAUAAUAUCCGAAUCCUUUGCGACUGAUCUCUUCUGGAGCUUUUUCCACUGUUCUAGCACAACAUAACGAUAUGACCUAGCCUUGGCCAUGAUGAACAACAGGCCAGGAGUGAGGACUGCCAUGCCAGUCCCGUGAAAAUUUGAAUUUGAUCAAUUUCAUUUUCUUGAGAAUCGGACUGGUCCACAGUUAUUGAAGAAGUGACAUGAACGGUCUUGUCACUGUCUCAUUCAGUGUAUGUAUUGUAUAUAUAACAUUACAAUUACAAUACCAAAUACUUCGCUCUCAUAUAUCCCUCAUCACACCCCAAGGUAGCAAACUAGCAAUGGCAAUCAAACCUAUGAUUGUGGGUAUUCGACUGCCUCCGACCCAAUUAAUGUGAGAAUACUUGCAUUCACUGCGUAUGGACGAGUAUGGGUAAAACCUACAAAAUGUUCUAUGGUUAUGGGACGGGUACGGUUUUAGCCUUCCCUCUUCAUAUCCAUACCCGCCCCACCAAGAGCAUUUCUUCACAUAUAAAAAAUACAUUGAUCAAAUUGUAACCUAUCAAUGAUAGUGAGGGUAACUCAAGAAAAUAAUUAGUAGAAAUGCAAUUGAGUGGUCACCCAAAUCAAAACCUAAUUCAUUUUCCUCAAUUCUCUCUUCAAUCUUUAACUUUUUCCCUAGUGUUAACAACAUUAGGUUAGUUAGUUAUUACUUAGUAGAUGUAUCAGAGUUAGCGAAUAAUGAUUAGGACAUUGUACUCUAUCUUAUGGUAAUGGAUGUUUUAGGAUAAGAUGCUUUGAACUGUAUUGAGAAUGAUUGUCUCUUUGUUGACUUCAUGAUAUAGUAGGUGUAUUUAAUGUUAUAAUUGAAAAUUUUAUGCAUAUAAUGUUGGAUGUAUGGGGCGGGUAUUACUCAUGAGUACCUGAAACCCACGGGUAUGGGGAAUUGGUUUGCAAAACCUUCCCCGUAUGGAUAUGAGGCGAAUAUGGAUUUGGAUAUUUGAAAGUGAGGAUAGAGAUGGUUUAGGAAAACCCGCACCAAACCCUCCCAUUGCCUUCCCUAGCACCUUCAGUGUGACGGAAAAUAGCGGAUGUGCACACUAGGUAAUCUUUAGUAUAAAAUUCGAUCAAAGCUUGGGGAGCUAGGGAUUUUGGAAGGCAAAUAGAAGGGAAAGUGAAAUGAACGAACGAGGAAGACGAAGCGAAGAAAACAGAGACUCGAGUCUCUUUUCAUCUGCCAGCCAUUGUACUCUUUCUGUUUACACCAUAAAAUUUGUCUUGUACCACAUUAGUGAGUUACAAGAUAAUCAAUGAAUUUAUAAGACCACAAUACUUAUAACAAUUACUAUUGUUUAAGUUGGGCCUUAUGGAUAUUGAUUUUAAGCCCAACCCACUAUGUCAUUAAUGAGCAUGGCAUGAUUCAAUAAGGGACAUGGGCCUCUCGUAGGAGGUCAUGUCAUGCUACGAGAUUGCAUAUAAAUAUUAUAAUUCUUU